This is a messenger RNA of Cephus cinctus (wheat stem sawfly), 4699 nucleotides long. RefSeq names its product heterogeneous nuclear ribonucleoprotein U-like protein 2. Lineage: Eukaryota; Metazoa; Arthropoda; Insecta; Hymenoptera; Cephidae. The transcript is spliced from 10 exons. The coding region runs from base 126 to 3314 and encodes 1062 amino acids. The record is from RefSeq and is a predicted model, not a curated record. Gene Ontology annotation, molecular function: protein binding.
UGCAACUCUGUUCAGCCAUAUUGUGUGUGUAGCGCGGGUCUCUGACGCGUGUAUGGGCUUCUCGGAGCGUUUUCUUUGAGUAAAAAGUGCGCGUACGUGGGUAUAUCGCACGAUUUUGUGUAAAAAUGGAUCCCGCGAAGUUAAAAGUGGUUGAAUUACGUGCUGAACUAUCGCAGCGUGGUCUAGAUGCGAAAGGAAACAAGGCGGUUCUCGUCGAACGACUUCGUAAGGCGUUGGAAGAAGAAACUGGCAAUCACCCAGUUGAUACUACUAUCACUGAAACGGAUACUGAAGAUACUGGAGAUAGUUUAAAAGAAACAAGAGAAAAAUCACCAGAGCCUUCAAAGACAGUCCCGACGCCAAAGACUCCAGUCAGAGGUGCUCGAAGUUCUACUGCUACUACACCAGUUAAAACACCUUCCAGGGCUGCUGCUAAGACACCGUCUACACCAGUUUCUGCAAAACAGCCUUCUCCUGUUAAGACACCAACUCAAGAAAAACCCCAAGAAAUUGAACCUACAAGUGCUGAGUCAGUUAUUGAGAAGCCAAAAGAAGUAGAAGACCCACAGUUAUCUCCAGUACCUGCAGAAACAUCUGAACAAGAGCCAGAAAGUUCUUUAAAAUCUGUAGAGGCUGAUAUACUGCCGGCAAGUCCACAGAAUGUUUCACACAAUGAAGAAAGUACAGAAAAAUCAGAUGCUAAUGUUGACAGAGAAAGUCCUGUAAAGUCAACUGAUCACGUUAAAGAUAUAUCCGAUCUACCAGAUAUAGUAGAAGACACAGGAGAACAAAAGUCAGAAAUGGUAGAGGAAUUGCAAGAGGUAGUACAAGAAUCUUCAGAAUCUUCAGCAGAAAGUUCAGUAAAAGGUGAACAAGAUGAUAAAGAUAUAAAAUCAGAACCUAUCCAAGAGGAAGAGCACUCGUCUUUAAUGGAAGAAGCUUCGAUACAGGUAAAAGCUGAGGAAAGGAUGGAGGAGGAUGUUCCAUCAUCGACGGAAGUUACCAAAGCUGAGUCAGAUGACAUUAUAAAGAAAGAAGUAACUGAAGAACCAGUGGAGGAACUUCCAAAAAAAAUAGAAGGAGAAAGUUCUGUGAAACGAGAAGAGGAUGUAGAGAUGAAAGAGCAAACAGAACGAGAGAGCGAAGUUAAAGAUAGGGAUCGCAAGGAUCGUAAAGAUCGGAAACGAAAGAGAUCACCAAGUCCUCGCGAAGAACGUCACAUUACACCACCAUUAAUACGAGCUGAAGAUGAGCCAGAGUUCGACGAAGAUGCAGUGCUCCUAUCGUGGUAUGACUCUGAUCUGAAUCUGAUGAUCAAUAAGGAUAGUUUUUGUUCAGCAACUCCAAUGCAUAGUGAUGGUUUUUGUUACAUUUGGGCCGGUGCCAGAGCAUCCUAUGGAUUCACAUGUGGCAAGGUCUACUAUGAAACUAAGAUUAUCGAACACUGUCCAAUUAAUCUUCAAGAUGAGGAGAACUCACAUGUUCUCAGAGUUGGUUGGUCUGUAGCGCAAACGUCAAUGCAACUUGGCGAGGAAAAGUUGAGUUACGGAUACGGCGGCACUGGGAAAAAGUCCACCAACAACAAGUUCACAGAUUACGGAGGAACUUUUACUAAAGACGAUGUCGUUGGCUGCUUCUUGGACAUGUCCAACGACGAGAACGUCAUCAUAUCUUACACCUUGAAUGGAGAGAAUUUGGGCGAGGCCUUUACCAUUUCCAAAGCGGAACUCGGUGAAAAGGCUUUGUUUCCUCACGUCUUAUCAAAGAAUUGUUCGUUCGCGUGCAAUUUCGGCCAGGAAGAAAGUUGGAUUAAGGGCAUUCCUGUAGAAUACGUACCUGUCGGUACUGUCGAGCUCAAAGACAGAACGCCUGGACCUAGACGACCUAGCAAGAAACAAGACUGCGAGAUGAUUAUGAUGUGUGGUUUACCUGCAGCAGGUAAAACUUUCUGGGCCAACAAGUAUGCUGUGGAACAUGCAGACAAGAUGUACAACAUUCUUAGUACCAAUAAUCUCAUCGACAAAAUGAAGGUUUUGGGUCUACCUCGCAAAAGAAAUUAUCAUGGUCGCUGGGAGGUACUAAUCGACAAAUGCACACGGGCCCUUAACAAGCUCUUGGACGUCGCAUCGAUCAGAAGACGCAACUACAUCUUGGAUCAGACAAACGUAUAUCCUUCCGCACAAAGGCGCAAAAUGAGGCAUUUCUAUGGAUUCCAUCGGAGGGCGGUAGUUGUAGUACCAACGGAUGAAGAGUUCAAGUUGCGCACCGCGAAGCGCGAGGCGAUCGAAGGCAAGGAUGUUCCUGAUACCGCGGUCCUGGAAAUGAAAGCGAAUUUCAGCUCGCCAUCUACUGGUGAAUCCUUCGACGUUGUCGAGUGGUCUGACCUGCCAGAAGACGAAGCCAAGAAGAUCAUUGAGAAAUAUAAUAAGGAGGGAAGGGAUGCUGGGUUUGGACAGCAACAGGUGAACAAGAAGCCUAGAUUCGAACGGAGCGACAGUCAUAGGGAUAGUCGAGAUUCGAGAAAUAGUAGGGACUCCAGAGAUAGCAGAGAUCAUCGCGAUCGUAGAGGAUAUCCUGAUAGGAAUAGAAAUUCAGGUUGGCGUGGUGGAAGCAAUUCAGGAUGGCGGGACAGGCAGCAGCGUGGUGGUCAUAUGAGACACGGCGGAGGCUAUGGGGGACCUCCUAGUGGCGGUUGGCGAGGAGGUGGUCGUGGCGGUCCAAGUGCCACGCCAUCAUCUUCACAUCGUGGAGGAGAAAGAAGAGGCAGUGGAGGUGACAGAAGACCAGGAAAUGAUAGAAAUCGACAAGCAGUUUCGCGACAAGGAAACUGGGCUCCUAUGGGGAGCUACCAAAGUUCACAGCCACAACAAGGCCACUGGAGCCAACCAGGUAGUAGCUGGUCAAGUGGCAGUGGUGGACAGUCACAACAACAAAAUAACUGGAGCGGCCAACAGAGCGGUUGGGGUCAACAAUCUUCUUGGGGAAAUUGGAAAGGUUACGGUCAAGGAAGUUAUAAUCAGUCUGGGUACGGUCAGCAAGGCUAUGGCAACGGAAAUUGGAAUAACUGGAACUCACAGUAUUACAAUCAGUAUUGGGGCCAACAACAACAACAACAACAACAAAGUGGACAGACAACCACAGCUGGUGGCCAGGCUACAACAACAACGGGAGGCACCGCAACAACAGUUUCUACCACCAACACUGCAGCCAGUUAUGGAUAUCCCCAAAAUUGGCAGGGAUACACUCAAGCUUAUACAUUUCCGGCUCAAACAGCAAGCGCAAAUUCUCAGCAACAAGCACAGCAACAGAAAUAAAAAAGCUCCAGAAGCUGUUGUUGGUUGCUUGAACCAUUACCGAGUACGACAGCGUUAAGCUUUGAACUUGAGCAAAGUCAAAGACACAAGGAGAACGGUGGGAUUUUGUCUCGUGACUUUUUUUUCAAUUUUAACCAUGGCUGACGCCCACGCAAACGAUCGUGACAUGCCCACUUCGUUAUCCUCAGUGAUCAAGGUCUUAGGUUCACGCUGUGCUAAAGUGGGAUAUAAGGACAUUCUGCAUGACGAGUAUUUGACCCUCGUCAAUGCUUGCAAUCGCUGAGUCGUUUUUCGAAGAGGAUCUUUUGUCUGAUACAGAAUUUCCGGUGGCAUCGUUGCAUCCACCAUAUUUUUCUGUUUCACGUGUGCAUUUUCUACUUGUCCAUCGGGAUCCAUUGUGGAAGAACAAAGGAGAUGCAUGUAACCAUAUAUCAUAGAAAAAGAAAAGUGAACUGUGUGUAUCAUAUUGAACAGAAGCCCUUGAGAAUUUUCGCACGUUAUUGCCAAUUGUCUUUUCGAAUUCAAUCUGCGGAUGUAAUUUUGAUGACUUUACCAACUAUCAGAAUUUCAAUUUUUUUUUUGUAAUAUCUAUAUCUACAUGUAUACAAAGUAGAUAACGCCUCCUUGAUCUCCUCGUUAUGAUCUCGUGUUCUCGCAGAGUAUUUUUGUCACUCCUCUCUGUGUCUCUAUUCAUUAUCAAAUGAUAAACUUUGUACAGAUUAUAGGCAACAAUGUUAUCCCGAUAAUCGGGCGACGGAGCCAUAUAUCGCGAAAUUUUUUUCACGAGAAAAGAAUGAUUAUAUAAAGACAAAAGAUAAGUAUCAAUAAUUAAAAAAAAGAAACCCUUAGAACCUUUAAAAAUGAACCGGAAGUAAGUUUGGCAAGGGCAUGUGAAGCCCAUUGUGGGGAUCUUAAUGCCGAUAAUUAUGAAACGUAAAAUACAAAAAAAAAGUAUGUGACAUAUUUUUUAAGAGAUCCCCCCAAGGAUAUAUUUAAACAAAAAAUUACUUUAUAGACCUGUAUAGGCGUAUACGGUUAAAACUUAAUUGCUAUGUAUGAUGCUACCGCCGCGAAUAUUUCUUUUAUGACAGAGAAUUCUCUCGCAUUCGUCAUACGAUAAUAAUAAAAAAUAACAAAGGAUGCUAAUGAUGGAAAAAAUAAAAUAAAAUAAAAUUAAACUUAGUCGUCUUGUGGUAUCAUUAGUACUGCAAUUAGCUAGUUCGCACUUUUUCUACGUACAGCGACGAACGGAGAACAAAGACGAGAAAAGAGUAAAAGCGAAAUAUUUAAAUGAGAAACAAGGAAAAUUUAAGUCUAAUGAACUUAUUUGUUGAUAAGAAUGUACAAACUCAUUAAUGAAAAAUAAAUUUAAAAAUACACAGGUA